AUGCAUAUUGAUAGGGGUGAUAAAGGUAUGAGUGCAGUGAAUUCGGACAAUAAACAAAUCUCUAGUACCCUCUCUAUUGAAGCUGAAUCUUUUACUCCAGGAAAAAUGUGCAAUUCUGAUGAAAGUAAAAAUAACGCUAGGCUUUCCGGUGAACUUCCUAGCAUCUACACAGGUACUACUUCUCUUCAAGUGGAAGAAAGAGUAUCUAGAGGUGAAAAUAAAGAAGUAUUACUAUGUACAGUUCUUAUCAAGGCUUUAGAUUCUUCUGGGAGGUUUCAGUUAUGUCGUGCCUUAUUAGACCCUGGUAGUCAAGCUAAUUUUAUUACUGAAGAUUGUGUUAAUCGACUUGGAUUAGGUAGAAAAAAGGCAAACAUAGCGGUGUCAUGCCUUGGCGCUACUGCCGCUCGUACUAAUGGUCUUGUAGACUUGGAGUUUUCUCCGCAUUUCGAUUCUAAGCCAAAGCUUAAAAGUUCAGCAUUUGUAAUGAAUAAAAUUGUGGGAAAUCUACCGCACACAUCAAUUGAUGUUAGAAUUCAAGAAGCCUUCAAGGAUCUAGUACUCACAGACCCCUCUUUUCAUAAGUCAACUCGAAUUGACAUUUUGCUUGGUAUAGAUAUUUUCCUUCAAGUGUUAAAAGGUGAAAUUAGCAACAGAGGUCAUGGUUAUCCCUCAGCAGUUCGUUCUUCUUUUGGCUGGAUCAUUUCAGGAUCUGUCAAUUUAUUUAGGGAUAAUGUUCCACUUGUGUUAAAUAAUAUAGAUAUUGAUACUAAUGAACUUAUUUCUAAGUUUUGGGAGUUGGACUCGGUGCCAUUUGUUAGUUUUCUAUCAAGUGCUGAGAAGGCUUGUGAGGAACAUUUCAAAAAUACUCAUUCUAGGGCUGAAGAUGGAAAAUACAUAGUAAAAUUGCCUUUCCACACCUCUCCAACAGAAUUAGGUGAAUCUAGACAGCAUGCUUUACGCAGGUUGAAUGCAGUUGAACGUUCCUUAAGCUCAAACCCGGCAAAAUAUAAACAGUACCAGGAUUUUAUGAAGGAAUAUCUUGAACUGAAACACAUGGAACCAGUUCCCGAAACUGAUUAUGCAAAGAGUGAAGCAUAUUACAUUCCUCAUUUUCCAGUUUUGAGAGAGUCUAGUACAACAACGAAAUUGAGGGUGGUGUUUGAUGCAUCGUCCAAAUCAUCAUCAGGAUGCUCCCUAAAUGAUCUAUUGAUGGUGGGCCCACGCUUGCAGUUGGAAUUGUAUCCCAUUCUACUUCGAUUCAGAACAUUUCCAGUUGCAGUCUGUGCCGAUGUGGAGAAAAUGUUUCGAUAA
Molecule: messenger RNA, 1311 nt
Organism: Uloborus diversus
Lineage: Eukaryota; Metazoa; Arthropoda; Arachnida; Araneae; Uloboridae
Exons: 1
Coding region: 1-1311 (436 amino acids)
Source: RefSeq, a predicted model, not a curated record